Porites evermanni is the source of this 12168-nucleotide messenger RNA. NCBI's taxonomy places the organism in Eukaryota, Metazoa, Cnidaria, Anthozoa, Scleractinia, Poritidae. The record is from the annotation of a GenBank genome assembly.
AUGUCUGAGUAUGAAUAUAACAAUUUACUGUACAAAAUUAGCAAAAGACUCGACAAAAUUCAUGUUGGUGAACAACUACUUGUUAUAUGCAGAGGAAAGUUGGCGGCUCGUAACGAAGAAAACAUCCCUACCUUUUCUUUGUUUAAAGAAUUAGAAGAGAAAGGAUUUCUAAGUCUCGAUCGUCUAAAUGUGUUGAAGGCCAUGUUAAAAGGCGUCGAGGAAUGGGCACUUCUUGAAGAGGCUGAGAAGUUUGAGGCUAAAAGAAAGGAAUACAAUGACUUACUUGAGCGGGUUAUUCAAGUUCUCGACGGGCUAAAUGAUUUGGAAAGACUACUUUCGAUUUGCGGACGAAAGAUAACGGAAGCGAGGCAAAGCAGCAUUCUUAAUGUCCGAUCACUGUUUACGGAGCUCGAAAGCAACGACUGCCUUGGAAUUGAUUGCCUCGACACUCUGAAGCAGAUCUUAAGCCAGACGCAUAAAAAUAAUUUGCUUAAGGAAGUGGAGGAGUUCGAGCAACGACAAAAUCAUGAGUUAAAGAGUGAACGACGAAAAGGUAUUGUGCCUGCCUCCGUUGUUGAUUGGUUUAAGUGAGGGAGCGUUCUAACGCGACUGAACUUAUUCUGGAAAGGGAAUUACAUUCUGGAUUAUUCUGGAACAGUCACUAUUAUCAUUAUUAUAACUACAUAAAGAUAAAAUAAGCGAGGCCACACAAAAUUUUGUGAUUUUCUUAAAAUUUAUGUCACCAAAAAAAUACAGUCGUAUACAAAUUUGGGGGAAAAAUGAGUUCACAAAAUCACGUGAUUUCCGAGAAAAACUCCAAAGGACACUAUAAGUAGUUGUUUAUCAUUAACAUUGUUAGCCUGACUUCGAGUCGUUAUUACUCCCUCAGUAACGUCUGCUUUCUUUGGGGAGAAUCCAAAACCGGAUUUGUGAUCUCAGAUCAUAUGGAUUCUUCACUAACACAAAAACGGAAGAUCCGAAAAAGGAUCAUUUACCAUGACAACGGCAUAUCCUCGUGAAAAAAGAAACAACAAAAUUAAUCCUCACGACGAAGACACGAAGAAAAAGCGACAUAAGCUACGUAUGAAUAUACGAAAUGUAUAUAUUUCGGUUUGAAACACAAACGUUUCUCGAAUAGAAUACACUCCUUAGGAUAGUGAAAUUAUAAGAAUUAUUUACAAGUGAAGUCGAUAAAUUGUUUUUUUUAAUUACUUGGAAAUUAAACCGGCGUAAGCAGACACUACAGUACGUACAAAACAAUAUGACAAGUAACGGUUUAAAAACAGUCUACGAAUAAUUUGAAUAGAUGACAAACAUGGAAUGUUAUAUAACUAAUGGCUCAAAAUCACAAACAUUACGCAUGUGCUACCCGUUCCAGUCUACCGGCAGACCGAUUUCAUACCGAGUGGUCGUUUCGCGUUUAUUUUUUUACCGUUGCGAGAUUUCGUACCGAAGUGAAAUUCUUGCCCCGGUACAACUGGGGUGAACUUACGUCGGGGUGACUCGCGCCGGCAUGACAUUUUGUGAUGGUAUCAUGUAAAAAAAAAAAUAUAGAGCCAUGAGAGCUAAACGGAGUAAACUCGCGCCGGCGCGAAAGUAGCCCCGCCCGGUGUCAUGUAAACACCCCCUUGACCCUGAGCGAGUAAUUGGCAGUGUUCACACUCCAAUGUCGGCCUCGAUGCCAUAGUACGUUGGUCGCUGGGCAUGAUAGACGACAGUCUGAUUCGCGCACGGUGCAGGUACCCGAGUACACAAUAGUGUCAGAGCCUUGACUUCAUGUUACGCUCACGUUUCAAAAUGGCUUCUGACCGAACAAACCGGGCAGAUAUGUACAUCGGGAACCCAAAAUGAGAACGCAGCGGCAUUUUGUGCUGGUGCGCGGAUACUAAUGCUUAGGCACUAAGUGAAAUUUCACUGCCAGUCCUACAGUGUAAGUGUUUAGGCAGGGUCACGCUUUUACAAAACGGUAGACAUUUACAAAUUGCCUGACUCAUAAUUCUGUAUUAUUAUUUCAGCAAAAGCAUUUGCCAUCGCUUCAUCAGUUAGCGACAAGUUAGUAGGAGGUGAGUCAUGUACGUCAUCGCGUGGUGUUAUUGCAGUGGACCCUCGAUAUAGCAAAGGGUCAAGAGACUGGCAAAAUUUGUUCGCUAUAACGAGGCUUUUAUAUAUUUUUACAUAUUUUACUUUUUUUAGGGUUAAGAAAAUAGUUUGUUAUGCGGAGCACUUCGUUAUAUAGAGGUUCGUUAUAUCGAGUAUCACCGUAGCUAUAUUUGUGCGGGCUAGCGCGGUGGAGUUUAAAUUGUUGCAGGUAAAGUUGAAUAACACGGACAAAUUGGUCUAGAUAGAAUUGUAAUAAACAACUAUGCUAAAGUUUCUUAAUAACACUUAAAAACACCAUCUAACAAAGUACAUAAAUUUUGAAAAAUAAUCUUUAUCUAAUGGUCUAUAAUUUCACUCCUCGGAAUUGUCUUUGGCCAAGGUGGUCGUCAUUACCGCAGCUAACGACGUUUCACCAACAAGAAUUGUUUCUGUCCCUACUGAGGGUACCCUUUUACCUGUCGUAUAGUUCCAAAAUAAAAGAGCUAGACUUUGGGCUGGUGCACCAUAUACCAAAUGAAUAGCAGGCCUCGAGUUGCGUCACAAAGAACGCAACAAUGAUCCCUAGCCGCUUACACAAUAACACAAUAAACUACACACAAUAGAAGAUAAGUGAAAAGUGUUAAAAGGAAAAAUGAAAUAAAAAAGGAAAAAAGUCAGAUGGGAAUUAAUUAGGCUUACUGAUAAUGACGACACAUGCAUGUUUAGAAGCCAUAGGAAAAAAACUCAUACCUCUCAAACUCUGAGAGUUUUAGGCCAUAGAUAGAAGUAGAAUGCAUCGAAUGUGAUGAAACUUCGCAGGGAAGUAGUUUGAUAGAUUACCUGUUUAUUGUUUUUUCUUUCAUCCCAUGUGACUUCUGUUGUGACGGCAUCAGAACCAAAAUUCAGGAAAGAAAUGGUAAAAAGUUUCACGCAUUAGUUUUCUGUAUAGAAUUCUAUGAUUUCUGCUAAAAACCCCAUCCCAAUCGGAUAAAAAGGGGUUAAGUGACAGCUAAUUAAAGAAAUUGAAAUUUACCCCCAAAUGACCAUAUAUGGUCAAAAUUAGGGUUAUUUUAAACGCAAGAACAAUGAAUGUAUUGGAACAGGAGCAAGGACAAAGUUACAUAAAAUCAAAAUUGUAGUUUUUUCUACUUAGGGUAUGUGGUGCUAUGACACGUUUUUCGUCACGAAAUACGUCAUUUUGACGUCAAAAUGUCGUAUUUCGUGACGAAAACGCUUCAUAGCUGCACAUAAGUAAAAAAAAGGUAAGUAGAAAAAACUACAAUUUUCAUUUUAUGCAACUUUGUCCUUGCUCCUGUGACAAUACAUUCAUUGUACUUGCGUUUAAAAUCCCCCUAAUUUUGACCAUAUAUAGUCAUUUGGGGGAAAAUUUGAUUUCUUUUAUUAGCUGCAACUUUACGCUAUUUUAUCCGAUUGCCGGAUGGGGUUUUCACUAUACAUAUUCUUUUUGUGUAACAAAAAUGUCUGUAACGUUUUGAACACUGCUUUGCAAGUUUUUAAUGUUGUUACUAAAAAUAGGCGUCACUUAUGACGUCAUACUUUCACAGCACAGAGACUGCAUUGCUGAGAGUCAGCAACGACAUUCUUCUUAAUAUGAACAAUCAACGUGUUACUUUGCUAAUUCGGCUAUUAGACUUAAGCGCCGCUGUUAUGAUACUCUCUUGCAUCGGCUCCGGUUUUCAUUUGAUAUCCACGGAAAAGUCCUCUCUUGGUGUAAGUCAUUUUUUUGGAAGCGAUCUCAGCAAGUGUUGAUCAAUGACAUACUUUCCGAUGAGUUCAGCUUGAAAUGUGACGUGCCUCAGCGUUCCUGUCUGGGUCCCAUUCUGUUGAAGCCGUAUACAAGUAAGCUUUCUGAGAUUGCCAAACUCAUCUGCCUGAUGUUCAUUGUUAUGUCGAUGAUACAUAGGUUUACAUUUCGUUUAGUCCUAAUCUUAAGUCAGACCAGCUUUUAGCCUUAAAAAAGCAUAGAAAAUUCCCUGUCGUUUGUGAAUGUUGAAGGACAAUCUUAAAUUGAAUGACGACAAAACUGAAUUUCUCAUUUGAUUGGCACACCACAACAGCUGGAAAAGGUCGACAGCACGAGUAUCCACGUGGGUAAUUCUGAGGAAUCUCGGUUCAUGGUUUGACUCUAGGCUGUCCAAGUCGAAGCAUAUUACAAGAUCUGCGGGUUCUUCAUUUUUCUAUUUGUACAACAUACGACGCAUCAGGAAUUAUCUCUCACAAACACCUGGUAGACUUCUUAGAUCCUCCAAUCAAUUUUUACUUUCUACAUCUAAAUUUAAUCUUAAAACUUAUGGUGGCCGGUCUUUUACUAUUGCUGCACCUUCUGUUUGGAAUGCACUUCCAUUCGAACUUAGAUCUUGUAAUUCCCUUUCUUCUUUUAAAUCUAAGCUCAAGACUUGGCUUUUUAAAAUUGGUUAUGAUGUUGUCGUAUAGAAUGAUGGUGUUUUUAUAGGAUGACAAUGUAGUUUUGUUGUUUUGUAGGUUUAGGAUUUUGUUGUUAUUGUUAUUAUGUAAAGCGCUUUUGGACCAUUGGGAAUUUUUAUAGAAUGACAAUGUAGUUUUGUAGGUUUAGGAUUUUGUUGUUAUUUUUAUUAUGUAAAGCGCUUUUGGACCAUUGGGAAUUAGCGCUCUAUAAAUACUGUAUAUUAUUAUUAUUAUAUUAUUAAACGUAUACCGAGACACUUAUUCAUGCAUUCGUAUCCAGUCAUAUUGACUACUGCAACAGCCUAUUAUAUGGCUGUCUGUCCUCACUAAAUAAGCUACAACGUACAGAAUGCUUGUGCAAGACUGAUUUUUAAUGAACAGUUUUGUCACACAAUGCCCCUUAUUGUGGAGUUACACUGGUUACCAAUUAGAUUUAGAACUGAUUGUCUAGUUUAAAAUUCUCUUGAUUACUUUUAAGAUUCUUCAUGGUUUAGCUCCGUCUUAUUUAUCAUCUCUUAUUUCUUUUAGGCGUCCAUCGAGAUAAUACGUAGAUUUAGCCAGGGCUAAAUGGGAAGGUCUCGAUGAUUUAUAGUUUGCUCAAACAAAAUAUAAAAUCGUGUAAUACUAAGCGGCGAAGGCAACGCCGGAGAACGGUGAAAAACAACAAUAGGUCUAAUUAAGAAAAAAAAAACAACUUUGCACGUGCAGCACACUUUUUUUUGUACAUUUCUUUGCCGUUGUUUUGCACGACUAUAACGUUUUAUGGAGGAAAUGUCGCACGUUUUCUCGUUCACUUUUUUUUUCACUGCCGCACAUUUUCACCUUGCAUUGUUGGUCGCUAGCAUUUCUCAUUUGAUACCGCCGCAACAAAAUUUUCAUGUUGUUCUUCCGAAAAAAAAAAAUGUCUCCUUUGCCUUUUAUCUCUUGCUCUAGAUCUCUGUCGCCCUUUUUCUCGUUGAGCUUCGCUGGACUGGCGCCUACUUCUCUUUUUCUCGGUCUUUCUCUUGCUCUAUAUUCCAAAUUUGUGGACAUGACAAUUAAUCUAAGCUUAAUACUUUAGAAAACGCGGAUACAGAGACAAUUUCCGCUUUCCGCUUUCGUCUUCAUUGACUCCUUAGUUGUCUCUGCUUCACAAGAUGCGGGUAGCUAUGCAACUUCCCGUCAAAAUAACCUCGAGUUGCAUUUGGAUUGCCAUACCUGUUGAUUGAACUAUUUUACGGACGGACGGACGGACGGUCGGGCGGUCGGUCGGUCGGUCGGUCGGUCGGUGUAUGGUCACGUGAUUACCAAUUUUCUCGGAUGGGUAGUUUACCACAUUAUGUUACCCAUGGUGCUGCGCUGCUCGCGCUUCGCGCGCGAGAGCUCCGCUAUAAUCUUACUGAACUGAAAUGAUAAUCUUUUACUUAGUUAUCCUAGCUUCAUAUCCAAAUUAGCAACACUUGGUGAUAGGUCCUUCACUCACGCUGCUCCAAGGCUCUGUAAUGCUUUGCCAUUCGAUGUCAGAUGUGCCAAGUCUGUUAAUGUUUUUCAAGUAAAGCUUAAAGCACACUUAUUUAGUUCAACAUUAGUGCCCCCGCAGGGAUUUCGCCCAGAAGGCGAAAUCCCUAGGAGGCACUCUAGUAACUCGCGCGUAUAUUAAGGAACGUACUUACAGUUGAAAUAUACAGUCAGUAUGCCAGAAAAAGUCACGAUUUGCUUGAACAGGGGCCGCGAGGAAUCGGUAGGUAAUGAUGACGUUUCUAUUGUUUGCGCCCGCAAGUACGAAAUGGUUAGGAGGACGCAAAGACAGAAAAUCCCGAAGGGACCGCUUAGCUUGAAUUUUUGGCAUUUAUUGUGCAGUCAUACUUCGAUAGUCUUGCGUUACGUGUUCAGUGACAUUCUUUGUAGCAGCUGUUUUGAAAGUUAUGGACCAAAAGACACUCGUUAACCGCAGAUGAAGUUAUAAGGUGCGUAUAACUGUGAUAUAUAAACACUUGGAGAGUUUGCCAGACACGAGUUCACAAAUCUUUGAUUGGAAACCUUGCCAGACACUCUUUCUCUCUCUUUGACCGGAAUAAGACUCAGCCCCAAACAAGCAAGACGAGUGAACAACGGCUAGCUUAUCACUAGCAGAACGAUGGACGAUUACAGAAAUUCGCUUGACAAUCAAAUUCUGUGCUGACUUAUUCCCUGCUCACAGAUGUCCUUUUAAAAUAAGACCUAGAAUGCGCGAGCGUGAAUUGAUCAAACGUCCUUUUAAUUUCUAAAGCUUACUUUCUGGCAAAUAAAAUGAACUGUAUGUAAAACGUGAAAGAGAAAUAGCGAAAAAUUCAACUUCUAAUUAAAUCUUUUCCUAUGGUUUGGAAUAAACUCUCGAAACUGAGAAUGUUUUGAUCAAAGCCGUAUAACUCGAACUGAAACUGUGCANUGAUUGGAAACCUUGCCAGACACUCUUUCUCUCUCUUUGACCGGAAUAAGACUCAGCCCCAAACAAGCAAGACGAGUGAACAACGGCUAGCUUAUCACUAGCAGAACGAUGGACGAUUACAGAAAUUCGCUUGACAAUCAAAUUCUGUGCUGACUUAUUCCCUGCUCACAGAUGUCCUUUUAAAAUAAGACCUAGAAUGCGCGAGCGUGAAUUGAUCAAACGUCCUUUUAAUUUCUAAAGCUUACUUUCUGGCAAAUAAAAUGAACUGUAUGUAAAACGUGAAAGAGAAAUAGCGAAAAAUUCAACUUCUAAUUAAAUCUUUUCCUAUGGUUUGGAAUAAACUCUCGAAACUGAGAAUGUUUUGAUCAAAGCCGUAUAACUCGAACUGAAACUGUGCAUGGAACCUUGUGUUUCCUGUAUUUAUCUCACCUAUUUUAUGGAAUAUGUGUGAAAAUCUUCAUUAUGAAUCGGUAUAUUUCAAAGAGCUACACAACGAACAAGAAUACUCCGACAAUAUAAAGAGAGGGGGCAGCUGUAGUGUCUACUAUUACUAGUUAUUAUCACAACUUAGUAUAUAUCUUGUUUUGUAUUUAAGUUUGAAACAUUUUACCUUCGUAAUAUUUUCUUCGGCUUAUUUUUAAAUUUAAGCUACUAUUUUUAUCUAUUUAUAUUUAAGAUCUUACUUUCUCACUGAUUGUACAUGUCAUGCGCAUUUGAACAUUUUUAUGGAAAAUUGCGCACUAUAAAUUUAUUAUUAUUAUUAUUAUUACUUUGUUUAUUAUAUAUUUCGCCUGACCUCGUACAGGUAAACUUUUUAUAAAUUUAUACUUUGUUUUUUUGUGUGUUUUAGCUCUAACCAUGAAGACUGUGUUUAAAGUACUAGCAGGAGGCUUUACCAUUGCUUCUAGCUUAGACCUGUUGAUUCGUAACUCCACCUAUGAUGAGCUUAUCAGAGCGGUUAACACCUGUGUACUUCCUGCUGGAGCUAACCUAAUUCAGAUUACAGAAGGUUGUCUAUGCCUCAAGGUUCAACUAAUGGACCUUUCAGCUCUUGAGACUUUGUGGCGUUUAUACAAGGAUGGGACACUAAAAGCAAGCUUGCAAGCUUUGUUUGACACAGACGAAAUACGAGAAUUUGCUGGGGGAGAGCACGUGGAAGUGAUUGUGACUAUUGACGAAAGAGAAUACGAUAAAGCAAGGAGUGAGCUAGGUAACGAAGCACAAGGUUACCUAUAAAUCACUCAAAAUAGUUAUUUAAUUAUUUGUUUGUUACAGCAGUCCAUACCCACGAGCCAGCAACUCCCAUACCUAUUUCACGGCUUAUCAUCAUAUCGUUUUACAGUGCGACUACUCUAACCCGGGACACCUAGACGAAGUUGACCAACCGGAUUUUACAGACGAGAUCUCUUAACAACUUUUUCCUUGUUGCCUGACCUACUGCCUAACACCCAAUUUUUUUUCAACAAGUCUCGACAUAAUAAAUGAUGAUGAAAUCCGAUUCUGAUUUCGGGCUUAAGUUCUAAUUUUAGAAUCAGUAGAAUUAAGUUCUAAUUGUAUAUCUAUUUUUAAGGAAUUGAGAUUGGUAACCAGGUAUAUUUACCAUUGGAUUUCAGAACUUCCGCAAGGAAAGGAUGGAAAGCAGCAAAGGCAAUACCUGGAUGAAGAGAAAUUCUCGAACAUUCUGAAGUAUUUAGAAGAAUCUGAGACAAACAGCGCAACGACAGAAACAAGCGACAGUGGAAUACGGGAAUCAUGUAGUAUUUCAUCUGAGCUGCAAACGGACGAAUCCAUCGGUAAACUUAAACUGGUGGAAUAAUUAUAUACGUCUAGUUGGGCUCUUCGAACAGCAGCUGGUAAUCGAGCCUACCCGCGGUUAUGGUGACAAAUCUAUCCGAGUACGUAACCCUCGGACGUACAAGUGGUGGGGGUGGGGGUGGGUCGCGCGCAUUUUGAGACAAGUUUAGUGAUGGCCAGUUACUAUGGUUACGAGAUAUGGCGUCAUAAGUAGCAGGUGGUCAAGCCAUUUUUGAGUGAAGAAGCUUGUUUUUUCCACUUCUAUCAACAAUGAAAGUAAAGCUGUGGAUUAAAUGAUGCAAAGUGCUUAUUUAUAUGUAAUUUUACAUGUCAGGUACAAAAAAUUACCAUUUUCACCUUAUUUAUAAUUCGUGGUAAAAUCCAAGAUGGCGACCAUUGUUCGUGACGUCACAGGCUUCCAGCAGCGUCAACACUGAGCAAAAUAUACCUCAUUUUCUUGCAAAGAUCAAAAGCUUUCCACUGAAGGCAAAAUCGUUUUGAAAUACUACAACGUAUCAAAAACUGUGGGAAGGGGAUCCAUCCACCCCUCCCUUCCCACCGUUGUACCACUGUGGGGGUAUGAAUUUGCGUGUACGUCCGAGGGUUAAGUAUCACUGAUAAAACUAAGAUUGCGAACAUUACUUUUUCUACUCCUCUUCUCAUUCUCCCUAUUAUAUCCUUUCUUUUUGUUUUUUUUCAUCUCUUCACUUUGAUUAUAUAUGUUUUUCUUUUAUAUGUUUAUUAUUAUUUGUUUUACUGUCACUCGUAGUCAAUUUACUUUCAACUGUGGUAAGACUUAUAUAGUCAGUCGCGCGCAAUGCAAAGUAGUGACAUUUGAUUAAAAAAAUAGUUAAUUUUUGGAUUUUACUCUCAAGCGAUACACACCUAGCCCGGAAAGUGAACUGGUCGUUUAACCCAGCUUUUAUUUCGCGCUUUAAUUACAGAUUCUCCACCCACACUCUAUUUGAAAGAUCUAAGUGAAGAAGUGGUCGAAGAAUUGACCUCCAGACUUCAAAGUGACCCAGUUGCUCUGAAGAGAUUUUACCAGUCGUUUGGGCUUGAUCCAGAGAAAUUGUACGCCAAAGGAUUUCAAACCAUCGCAGAAAUCUUCCCUGGUACUCCAAUCAAGACUUUAAAGGACGUUUUCAAGGCGUUGAGAUUGCUUGACCUCGUUGACUUGUUGGAGAACGUAACGAAGCUUCGUGCACUUCGUCCUGCUCUUUCCAUGAAAGAAAUAGGAAUGUUACCGAGUGCUAAUUACCGUGCUAUAAAGGAUUAUAGCAAAGCGGAGAUCUUGAUUAUCGAUUGCCAUAACGAUGCUUCUACAGAGAAUUAUGCUAAAAGAACGGCAUCUUUUUUCCAGGCUUUUAAUUCAAAGAGUCAAGUAACUACGUUGACUGCAGCAAAGGCCUUAGUGGAUUUGCUUGAAAAUCUGGCAAAGUUGAGGGCGAGAAUGAUGAUGAACGAGACCGAUGCUUUGAUGGCUGAGACAAGAGCAAUAAUGUUAAAAGUGUUUCUGGAGGAGAAAAUACCCGAUAAGUGGUCUGGAGGGCUAAACAGGAAGUGGAACGAAACAGUCACCGAAAAAAAUGAGCGACUGUUGAGCUUGUUCCAAGAAGAGGAGUCGGCAAUGAGAACCGAGCUAAGAGAGUUGGUAGAAAAGCGAGAGCAGUGGGCAAAUGAAAGAAUACUGAUGAUCGAAGAGAUAGAACAAGAGGAGGAAAAACUUAAGAGAGAGAGUGAGAAGUUCGCAGCGACUGUCCUAUCCUUCCUUGAGAAAUGGAUGACCCUUCCACUUGAUGAAGGUUGGUAACUUAGAGAAACUUAGAAUUAAGUUUAAAGCAAAAAGACCGCUGGCGAAUGUAUCAGUUGUAACACAUGAGCAAACGGCAAACGGCAAAGCCACGUUUUUUGCAUCUAAUAGGCCUGUGCCUUGCCUCCAGCGUGGUGCAUGAUUCCUCCAUGACUAUCUAUUUUAUAAAGAAAAAUAAGACUGCUCGCAUUAACAUUCACUCGUAGCUUAACCCUAUUCAGACUGGCUUUUUUUGUGCUUCCUGCGACCGAGGGGACCUCGGAGGCUCCCCUCUAUAAGGGUUGAUUUCCAGUGUGGCGUAAUUUUUACAUGCGUAUUUGCGUAAAAUUCUCGUUAGCAAAUUAAAUAGAGACAAUACAUGAAAGUCGCUCGUCAGCGUAAACGUUCAACCUCGCUCAACUUCUCGUUUAAGCUCAGCACUUUUUAUCUUGCUUCUACUUUAUUUACGUGAUUAAAAUUUACGUGCGUUAACGUGUGUAGCCAAAAACGCGCGUCAGUGGAAAUCAACCUUACUACCAAACCGCUCAUCCUUCGGCCCCCAAAACUACAUAUAAUAAUGUACUCAUCAUUUCCAAUUUCUGGGCGAAAUUUUAUUGUCAUAAAGACGUCAUCUUACGUGACCUUGACGUCAUAUUGUUGCAUUAAUUUUCCCUCAAAGGAAGGUAUCAAGCGAAAAGUCGUUAUUAAUAAAUAAAUAGUAAGGUCUCUGAAUAAAUCAAGACGUUGGCUAAUUUAAUGAUCUUUACCAAUAGGAGUGAUGUCAUAAUGACGUCGUUUGUUACUAAAAAAGGGAACUGAAUCCGAAAAAAAAAGGAAAAGAAGGAGAAAAGCUUGGUUUGUUUUACGCAUUUGCAGAACAUUAUUUGCAGCCAAACAUAAAAGCCAAGCGCAGUUGGACGACAUGGCGUAUGAGCGGACCAUUGUUUGUAGCCAGUUAUUUGCAGGUUACUUGGCGGCCUCUCGGCCGAUAAAAAGGAAAAAAAUAGCACCGAAUGACAAUAAAUGAAAUUUUCACACCAACUGUACGUGUGAUCUUUUAUCUGAAAUCCGUUUGCUAAAUGAUGAUGGAAUGUCAUUCCCAUUAUCUGGUUUUUAGGCUGUAACUCAAUCUACAUUUAUUAAUAAAUUAAAAGUUAAUCCUAGUCGUUGAUUAGAAUAAAGUGAGAUUCCACUGGUUCGUUUGUUUUUUUUUCUUACAGGUGAGGAAUCAACCCUUUUUGUUGUACUUGUCAGAGAAGGUUUCAAGCUUAAUUCGUACAGCGAUGACGUUGAAAACUUCAUGAAAAUGAUAGGAGAGUGCGUGAGAAAAACAUUGUCCCUUAUCCCAGGUGCAAAGCUUCUGAUCGCAAAUAAUUCGUCAUGUUUAGCGGAAAAGGCAGAAAUACCUUGCGAAACUCUACAGGUGUAUUCGCCAGAAAGGAUUGGUCUAACAACAAUGCUGGAUCUUCUGAAAAAGCGCUGGCAAACGUUGGACCUCAUAUCAGUGAUGCAGGAAUUAAAAAGAUCAUUACGCGCAGAAGGAAUAUCUCGUAAACAGGAGGAAACUACGAAAUUGUGGGAUCGGAAUACACAGCUUGUGGAAAUACAAGAAAAUUUGUCUUGUCUUCCAAGGCUUCAGAAGACUGAAUAG